Monopterus albus (swamp eel) is the source of this 2398-nucleotide messenger RNA. It is a transcript of the gene dnase1l1, whose product is annotated as deoxyribonuclease I-like 1. The coding region runs from base 101 to 1102 and encodes 333 amino acids. The transcript is spliced from 9 exons. Gene Ontology annotation, biological process: DNA catabolic process. Lineage: Eukaryota; Metazoa; Chordata; Actinopteri; Synbranchiformes; Synbranchidae. The record is from RefSeq and is a predicted model, not a curated record. Gene Ontology annotation, cellular component: nucleus. Gene Ontology annotation, molecular function: DNA binding; deoxyribonuclease I activity.
CAGCUUCAGUUUUCACAAGAGAGGAAAUAGCAAGAAACAGCCAAAGCCCACAAGUCAGAGAACCAACAAACCUGGCUACUGUCUCCUGCAGCUCUGUGCCAUGAGGUCUUCUUCCCUCCUUCUUCUUUCCUUCCUGGUGGGAGUAUGUGAUGGUCAGGGGGCGUCAGAUUUUAGAAUCUGUGCCUUUAACCUCCAUCACUUUGGGGAUUCCAAGGCCAAGAAGAGCGAUGUCAUGUUAACUCUUGCCAAAAUCAUCACCCGCUGUGAUGUGUGUUUGCUUCAGGAAGUGAGAGAUAGUAAAGGAAAAGCUUUACAACAGCUGCUUGACCGCCUUCACAGCUAUGACACUGGACAUGUGUAUAAAGCUGUGGCCAGUGAGAGACUGGGCAGGUCUGAAACAUACCGGGAGCAGUAUGUGUUUGUGUACAGGACUGAUACAGUGACAGUCACUGGUCAGUAUCAGUACCCAGAUGAUCGACCAGGAGAUGUGGAUGCUUUUGCCAGAGAGCCUUUUGUUGUCCGCUUCAGAGCCCCAAUGACAGCUGUAAAGGAGUUUGUCCUCAUACCUCAGCACACUACUCCGGUCAACACCACUAAGGAGCUCGAUGCACUGUAUGAUGUUUUGGACCAGGUGAAAAAGAUGUGGAAAACCGAGGAUGUGAUGCUUCUCGGGGACUUCAAUGCUGACUGUGGCUACCUCGCCAAGAAGAACAGGAAGAAUGUGCGUCUGUUUACCGAUAAGAACCUCAUUUGGCUCAUUGAUGAGAACGCUGACACCACAGUGCGACUGACCACCUCCUGCACUUACGACAGGAUCAUUGUGCAUAAAGGAAGCUUUGCCAGCACAGUUGUGCCUUCUUCAGCCAAACCAUUUAACUUCCAAAUGGAAUACCGACUCACAGAGGAGCAGGCGCUGGAGGUCAGUGACCAUUACCCAGUGGAGGUCUUGCUGAAAGGUCACAGAUCCACGUCCUUCCGGAAUGGUGGCACUUCCUUAGCAUUAACAGGCACAAAGGGAACUGCACAUCAGACAAUAUUUAAUUUAAAGAUCUUUGCUUUGUUUGCCCUCAGCCAUCUCGUCUUCCAAAUGUUAACAUGGUAAUUUAAUAAGAAACCUGCAACAGGACAAUCUCAGGGCAACUUACUUCACAAACUGAGGAGAACUUCAUGAUUCCUACUGAUAACACUCCACAAAAAAGGCCCUCGAUGUUUGGUUCAGUGUUUGGAGAAACACCAAAGAUUACACAACUGUUGACAUUUACAGUAUGUAAUUUGACAUAUUGCCCAAUAUUUCAUCUGAAAAUCUGUGUGGGACUCACAAGUAUGGUUAAAGUUUAAGAAUCUUGCUUCACAGUAUUACAGCAAAAACAGUACAGAUGUUGGGAGAUGUGAAAAGGCAAGGCAGCUUUAUUUAUGUCACACAUUUCAUAGACAGAGCCAAUUCAAAGUGCUUUACAUAGGCAAAGGAAAACAGUAACAGCAUUAAAAGCAUCCAUCCCUCAUCUAUACUGCUUAUUCCUGAAUAGUGUCACGGUCAGUGUCAUUUAAUAUAGUGUAUAUGGAGCUCAUAGUUUGCUAAUGUCAGUCAAAUCAUUUCUAUAUUUCAUAAUUGAAUAAAAUUUGGAAAAGGUGAGGUGAUUUAGAGAGUGGCAUUAACUUGUUGCCAUCAUUAUUAAACGUUCAUGCUUUAUAUGCAGGUGGUAAAACACACUUUGAAUGCUGUGUAUAAACUUUGUUCUAAACAGAAUUCAAACCACCAUCUUUGUUUUAAGUAGACAUUUUAAGAAUAAGGAACCACAGAUCAAAUGAUGAAAUAUGUUCUUCUUUGUUUGUUUUUAUGUUCUUCUUCCUUAUUCUACUCAUUACAGUCUCAGUUUUUUUUUUUUUUGUCAUCGUAGGAGUUAGUUUCUCCCUUUUCUUCCCUGCAGUGUCACAGAGACCUUUAAAUUAAACACACCAUCAAGCAGAUGCAAAUCCAAGGUUGAAGGUAUUUAGUGGAAAAUUACUUUGCAAAGGUGCUUUUGUAUCAACACUUCAAUUCCUUUAGUCCCUAACAAUAUAAACAGAUGCUGAAUUGACAAUGUUUUUUCUGAAUUACAGAGAAUUCAGUUGUGAAAGUGAAGACAGAAAAUAACAUACAGAUACUGUAUGUCCUUCUGGGGAACUUUUGUAUUUUUCUGUUUAGAAUAUGUACAAUAAACAUCCAAAUGUACAAAGGGCUGCAGACUACCGAAUGAGGAAAUCAUCCAUUCAUAAAAUGGGGACUACACAGUAUUGGAGACCUGUAGGAUUUAGUUUCACAGAGUCCACUAGGUGUCAUCAUUUCAUCAGUAACCAGUCAAUACUGGACUGUUUAAAUGUCAUUCAGAUACAGGGAGCUUUCUCUUGUUUGACUGAA